AAUUUGUUUUAUAUCUCAUUAAGCCUUCUCUUGAGCAUAGUUAAUUCAUACAUAGCAUAUCCUAGAAUAAUUUGUUGCAUUUCUCUCCUCUUUGUCCUUGACAAUUUGUCAUUUAACAUAAUGGAACUUAAUUUCAAGUGUCAAUUUGGUCUUGUUUGUGUCAUAUUGUUCUUACCUGCCCUGUGUACCUCUCAGGACUCUUUUAUUUGCUCGAGAGCAACCUAUUAUGGUAGCCCAGAUUGCUAUGGAAAUCCAAGGGGAGCUUGUGGCUAUGGCGAUUAUGGACAGACGGUAAACGACGGUAAUGUCGCCGGUGUGUCUUGGCUAUGGAAGAAUGGAUCUGGUUGUGGUGCAUGCUAUCAAGUUAGGUGCAAAAUACCACAAUUGUGUGAUGAGAAUGGAGCAUAUGUUAUUGUGACGGAUUAUGGUGUGGGAGAUAGAACAGACUUCAUCAUGAGUCCACGUGGCUAUUCAAAAUUGGGGAAAAAUGGUGAUGCAUCUGUUGAACUUUUCAAAUAUGGUGUGGUUGAUGUUGAAUACAAAAGGGUUCCUUGCAAAUACAAUGGCUAUAAUGUCUUGCUUAAGGUUCAUGACCGUAGCAAAAACCCUCACUACUUGGCCAUUCUUGUUCUCUAUGUUGGUGGAACAAAUGAUGUCAUUGCUGUUCAAUUGUGGCAGGAAGAUUGCCAAGAGUGGAGGACAAUGCGUAGGGCAUUUGGAACAGUGUUUGAUGCAGAGAACCCUCCAAGAGGUGAAAUCAAGUUGAGGUUCCAAGUGAGUGGUAGUGCUGGACUGUCUUGGGUAGAGUCCAAGAAUGUUAUCUCUAGUGAUUGGCAGGCUGGGGCUGUUUAUGACUCAGAAAUUCAGUUUGAUUAAAAAUACAAAAAGCACUUAUAGAUUACUAGUACUUUAUUGUUACUUGUUUGUGUUGUGGCAUUCUAAAAUUAAUGUUCCUAUUUACUAGUGGGUGGGUGGAGUGAGUGAGUGCUCUUUGUACUUAACUAAAACUGUGGGAUUUAUGUGCUUUUCAUAUGACUCAUCACAAACUAUAUACAUAAAUCAAUAAAUAAAAGGUGCCUUUUCUCCUUU
This is a messenger RNA of Cicer arietinum (chickpea), 1089 nucleotides long. RefSeq names its product expansin-like B1. Gene Ontology annotation, cellular component: extracellular region. Lineage: Eukaryota; Viridiplantae; Streptophyta; Magnoliopsida; Fabales; Fabaceae. The record is from RefSeq and is a predicted model, not a curated record. Gene Ontology annotation, biological process: sexual reproduction.